This is a messenger RNA of Caenorhabditis remanei, 1140 nucleotides long. RefSeq lists its product as uncharacterized. The record is from RefSeq and is a predicted model, not a curated record. The transcript has 7 exons. NCBI's taxonomy places the organism in Eukaryota, Metazoa, Nematoda, Chromadorea, Rhabditida, Rhabditidae. Bases 1 to 1140 code for a protein of 379 amino acids.
AUGUCGUCGAUAAAUGUUUGGAGCCGAUGCGCUAAUUCAGUUCGAUUUUUGAUUUUUGGGAUUAUACUUCAAGCGGUGAUUCUAGUUUUGAUCUACAAAAAUUCCAAGCCGUCGAGAUAUUCACUGUCUAAUAAUCAAUCGAUAACUGAAUGUGAUGAUCUACUAAACGAAUGGGAUACCGAAAUUCCAGUAUUAUUGAUUGAUUUGGAUUUUUUGGAAAAGUUGAAAACUGAGGAUUGUCAAUGGGAUGAGACAAAGAGGGUGAAGAUUGGAGUCCACGUGAAGGACAAGAACGGAUCGAUCAUUGACACUAAUCGAUUCGAUGUUGUGUUUUAUGAUAGUCCGGAUAACAAAGACUUUUUGGAAUUUAAUGAAGAUGGGAAGAGGAUUAUUCCAAAAAGAUUCGAGACCCGUCGGAUCGGAAACUUCAAAGUCCCUACAAAUAUUCAAAGAUUUAUUGAAUUCUACAAACGAUCAAAGUUUGUGGAGUGUCUUGGUCUCGAGAUGAAUAGAAAUAAGUCAGAGGAAGCCUAUCAAAACGGUACCACUUCCGCCAAUAUACUAGCUCGUUUCCAAGACGAACUGAUCGAUAUGGAGAUGUAUCCAUUGCUAAACGGCGGGACACUACUCGGAUGGUAUCGUGAAUGUACAGUAAUCCCACAUACCCGUGAUUUGGAUUUUUCGGUAUUCAAGGAUAACUACAAACCGGAGUACGCGGAGAAAGUUUUGAGAGGAGAGACUGAUUUCAUAUUGCGUAGAAAGUUUGGAAGGCUAGAAGACUCCCAAGAGAUCACAGUAGUUUCGAAGAAAGAAGUGCGGCCUACAAUCGAUUUAUUUGUGAUGUAUGACUAUGUGGAGGAUGGAAAGUUGGCGUACCGUUAUAUUUCAGGCCUAAACGACGGCAGAAAAUUCAGAUACACGCAUCUCCUACUAGAACCCUCCUGUGCAGCUGAAAUGCAUGGUCAUCUAUUUUGGAUUCUUUGUAAUCCGAUAGAACAGUUGAAGCAUGAAUACGGACCACUUUGGUAUUUGGAUCACCCAACCGGCAAAUAUGACUGGAGUAGUUCUGGGAAGAAUGUGAAAACAGCUGGUAUGUUCACCUGGGAGGAGAUGCAGAAGUAUUAUUUGGAAUAUAAAUAG